This is a messenger RNA of Pipistrellus nathusii (Nathusius's pipistrelle), 1695 nucleotides long. The record is from the annotation of a GenBank genome assembly. NCBI's taxonomy places the organism in Eukaryota, Metazoa, Chordata, Mammalia, Chiroptera, Vespertilionidae.
AUGUCUGUCGAGUCGGGCACGCAGGGCGCCUCCCCCAGGCCCACGCGGUCCGGGAUCCAGAAGUCGUCGGGCACAGUGACCAAGAAGGGGGAUCGCGCGCCCAAGGAGAAGCCCACGACGACAGUGCUGGUGCCGGUGGGCGAGGAGGAGCCCAAAAACCCCGAGGAGUACCAGUGCACCGGGUCCCUGGAGACCGACUUCGCGGAGCUCUGCACCCGCCUGGGCUACUCGGACUUCCCCAAAGUGGUCACCCGGCCCCGCCCGCACCCCACCUUUGUCCCCUCCUCCUCGGCGUCGGAGAAGCCGGUGGAUGACCAGCGGCCCUCAGGCUCCUGCAGCCUCAACAGCCUGGAGAGCAAGUACGUGUUCUUCCGGCCCACGAUCCAGGUGGAACUGGAGCCCGAGGACAAGACGGUGAAGGAAAUCUACAUCCGCGGCUGGAAGGUGGAGGAGAGGAUCCUGGGCAUCUUUUCCAAGUGCCUGCCCCCCCUCAACCAGCUGCAGUCCAUCAACUUUUGGAAGGUGGGGCUGACGGAUAAGACCCUGGCCACGUUCAUCGCCCUGCUGUCUCUCUGCUCACCCACACUCAGGAAGGUGUCCCUGGAGGCCAACCCGCUGCCGGAGCAGUCCUACCACAAGCUCAUGGGGCUGGACAGCACGAUCACGCACCUGUCCCUGCGGAACAACAACAUCGACGACGAGGGCGCGCGGCUGCUGGGCCAGGCGCUGUCCACGCUGCACACCUGCAACCGCACCCUGGUCUCCCUCAACCUGGGCUUCAACCACAUCGGGGACGAGGGCGCCGGCUACAUCGCCGACGGCCUGCGGCUGAACCGCUCCCUGCUGUGGCUGUCCCUGGCCCACAACCGCAUCCAGGACAAAGGCGCCCUGAAGCUGGCGGAGGUCCUGCAGCCCUUCGAGCUGACACACACCGAGGUGGUGGAGCGCCGGCGCCUCCUGCUGGAGAAGGGCACCCAGGAGCGCCUGCGGUCGCCUUCCUCUUCUCGGCAUGGGGACUCCAAAACAGAGCGCGAGAAGGUCCAGCUGAUGGGAGUCAGCAGCGUGGCGCUGAUGGACAAGGCGGACAAGAUGAUGGCAGUGAAGACCCCGAAGGGCCUGUUCAAGAAAAAGGAGAAGGCAGUGGAAGUGGUGAAGAAGGAGGAGAAGUCGGGGUCCGGGCAGUCACCCAUCCUAGGAAACCUCAAGAAGGAAGACGCCCCCAAGACAAGCAAGGGGAAGGUGACCAUCCCCGAGCAGCAGAAGCCGUCCAAGGGGAAAGGCAUCAAGACGGGGAGCAAAGAGAAGCGCAGCAUCCUCCUGGAGUCCGAGCAGCUGAUCAUUGAGGCUACAGAGAUGGUGAACCCUCUGCUGGAGCCCGUGGAACACCGAGACGGGAAGGUGUUCAUGCCUGGGAACAAGGUCCUCCUGCACCUCAACCUCAUCCGAAACCGCAUCACGGAGGUGGGGCUGGAGGGCUUCCUCAGCGUGGUGCGGUACCAGGCCCAGGUGCAGUCCUCCAAGGCCUCCAAGAGCGCCCCCAAGGGCCCCACGGGGCUGCUCCGGCUGAACCUGGCGAAAAACAACUUCUCCCCGCAAAGCCCCGUGUACAUGAUGAUUCAGGACCUGAUGCUGCCGAGGGACCCCAUCAGCAAGGCCAAGCACAGGGAGGAGGAGUCCAUGGCGUCGGCCACCUAG